This is a messenger RNA of Lathyrus sativus (Indian pea), 1806 nucleotides long. The record is from the annotation of a GenBank genome assembly. Lineage: Eukaryota; Viridiplantae; Streptophyta; Magnoliopsida; Fabales; Fabaceae.
AUGUCUGCAACCAUGAGAACAAGUUCAUGGGGAGAUUCUGUUGAAAAUGCAGCCAAUGGAUCAUCAGCACGUCCUCUCAAGCCAGCGUAUGUUCCUCCGCAUCUUCGUAACCGGUCAAUGGCACCGGCCGAGCCUCCUUCUAUGGUGGUUAAUGCUAAUGAGAGGGGUUUGGGUAAUUGGGGUAGUUCGUCUAACUUCAAUAAGCCGGAUUUUGGUGCUGGCAGGCAAGGAUAUGGUUCGGGUGGUGGGUUUAACAAUAGAGGAGGAGGAGGGGUAGUGAGGGAGCAUGGUGGAAGACGUGAGGUGAAUCCUUUUGAGAAUGAUGUUAAUGAGUCUUUUAGUGAGCAAGAGAACACGGGGAUUAACUUUGAGGCUUAUGAUGAUAUCCCCGUUGAGACUAGUGGAGAGAAUGUUCCUUCUCCUGUGAAUACAUUUGCAGAAAUAGAUUUAGGUGAUGCGUUAAAUCAGAACAUACGGAGAUGCAAGUAUGUGAAACCAACCCCGGUUCAGAGGUAUGCCAUACCUAUUUCUCUUGCAGGGAGAGAUUUGAUGGCUUGUGCUCAGACUGGGUCAGGAAAGACAGCUGCCUUUUGCUUUCCUAUUAUAAGUGGAAUCCUUAGGGAACAGUAUGCUCAAAGACCCCGUGUGGCUCGCACUGCUUAUCCUCUCGCACUUAUUCUGUCCCCUACCCGUGAGCUCUCUUGUCAGAUACAUGACGAGGCCAAAAAGUUUUCUUAUCAAACUGGUGUCAAGGUUGUAGUUGCUUAUGGAGGAGCACCGAUCACCCAACAGUUGCGGGAGCUUGAGCGAGGAGUUGAUAUUCUGGUGGCAACUCCAGGACGACUAGUUGAUUUGCUUGAGAGGGCUAGGGUGUCAUUGCAGAUGAUAAGAUAUUUGGCGCUUGACGAGGCAGAUCGGAUGCUGGAUAUGGGUUUUGAGCCUCAAAUAAGAAAGAUAGUUGAACAAAUGGAUAUGCCUCCUCCAGGCAUGAGACAGACACUGCUGUUUAGUGCAACAUUUCCCAAAGAGAUACAGAGACUUGCGUCAGAUUUUCUUGCAAGUUACAUAUUUCUGGCUGUAGGAAGGGUUGGUUCAAGUACCGAUCUAAUUUCUCAACGAGUAGAAUAUGUGCUUGAAUCAGACAAAAGAAGCCACCUCAUGGACCUUCUUCAUGCUCAGAGAGAAAAUGAUGUGAAUGGAAAGCAAGGUCUGACUUUAGUUUUUGUGGAAACAAAGAAAGGAGCUGACGCAUUGGAACACUGCUUGUGUGUUAACGGGUUUCCUGCAACUUGCAUUCAUGGUGACAGAACACAGCAAGAAAGAGAACAAGCAUUAAGAUCGUUCAAGACUGGAAAUACUCCAAUUCUAGUGGCAACGGAUGUUGCAGCACGUGGUCUUGAUAUUCCCCGGGUAGCACAUGUGGUAAACUUUGAUCUUCCCAAUGACAUUGAUGAUUAUGUGCACCGGAUUGGAAGAACAGGCCGAGCUGGUAAAAUGGGGUUAGCAACAGCCUUCUUCAAUGACAGUAAUUUGUCAAUGGCUAAACCAUUGGCUGAUUUGAUGCAAGAGGCAAAUCAAGAAGUACCUGCUUGGCUCACACGUUAUGCAGCAAGGACUCCUUAUGGCGGUGGCAGUAGAAACAAGCGAACCGGAGGAGCCCGUUUUGGUGGCCGGGAUGUUAGAAAGGAUAGCUCAUAUAAUAAAGGAACCGAUUACUACGGUGGAGCUUCUGGUGGUGGUGGUUAUGGGGUUCCUGCGAGCUAUGGUGGAGGGUAUGGUCAAGGUGUAACAAGUGCUUGGGAUUAG